AACAUGGCUGCCGCGGCUGCCGGCUCCCAAUCCUCAACCCUCUGUGAGGUCCACAAUAAGCCUCUGAAGCUCUUUUGCCAAAAUGACUCGGCCGUGAUCUGCACAGAGUGUGCCAAAAGCAAGAAGCAUCGCGAUCAUGCUUUUCUCUCCAUACCAGAAGCAGCCCAAAAACACAAGGAAAUGUCAGGAGAAGAACGUCGCAAUUUGGCAAAUGAGUUUGAACAGUUCCACCAGGCUGCAAAGGAUCAAAUGCAGUUUCUCCUUUCCCAUUUGGAAGAACUGAAAGUCAACAUCUUAGACUACCAGAAAAAAAAUUACACCAGGCAGAUGAUAAAGAUAACCCAAUUGAACAUCUUGAUUGGAGACAUCGAGAAGAAAUGUGAACAGCCAGAGACUGAAUUCCUGAAGCAAAUGACUCAGAUCAACAGCUUGGUCAGUAAUUUGGGGAAGCUGCAUAAGGAGCUCCAUGAUGAAUGGCUGAAGCAAACCCAGAGAUCCAGAUCCAAAAUAGGUUUGUCCAUCUCUGUAAUUAGGAAGGAUGAACAGUGGUUGGUCAACUUGCCUCUUCACCCAGCAGCUGGUCAGUUAACUUGUGGCUUUACAAAGAGGCAAGAUUUGAAGGAGGUGAUCAACCUCAUGGGUAAGAUGCAAAGUGAAUUAAUGAAAGUCACGUACAGCUCCCUGAAGCCUUAUGAGAAAGCAAACGUGUUCUUCGAUCAGGAUACCCUGAACCCCAUGCUGGCUCUUUCAGAUGACAAUCUAACUGUCCAGUGGGAUAUGGAGUUGAAGGAAGACAUCCCUUGGCACUGGAAGAGAUUUGAAAAACAUUCCUGUGUGCUUGGAAGUGAAGGAUUCACCGAAGGGAGAUUCUACUGGGAGAUAAAUGUGGAAGAGGGGAAGAUCUGGGCUGUGGGCGUUGCCAAAGAGUCUGUGGAGAGGAAGCACCUGGUGCAUUUUGCCCCUGAAGAUGGCAUUUGGGGAAUAGGUUUAGAUGAACAAAAAUAUGUGGCAUAUACCAAUUCUGGAGUUAUUCCUUUGGGUCUGACUGAGCCUGUCCAAAAGAUCCGGGUAUAUCUAGAUUACACUGCAGGGCAGGUGUCAUUUUUCAAUGCUGAGACCGACACCUGGAUCUUUACCUUCCCGCCAGCACACUUUUCUGGAGCAGAUAUCUACCCUUGGUUUUGGGUUGAGGGAGGGCUGAUCAGACUGCCAGAAAUAGACUUUGAAGAGCUAGCCACUGACCUUGUGUGGGGAAAGUACAGCGAGGUUCCUCUUUAUGGAGACCCUUGGAAAUAUUUUUCAUGAACCCUGG
Molecule: messenger RNA, 1312 nt
Organism: Candoia aspera
Lineage: Eukaryota; Metazoa; Chordata; Lepidosauria; Squamata; Candoiidae
Product: zinc finger protein RFP-like
Exons: 5
Coding region: 4-1305 (433 amino acids)
Biological process (GO): protein ubiquitination
Cellular component (GO): cytoplasm
Molecular function (GO): protein binding; ubiquitin protein ligase activity; zinc ion binding
Source: RefSeq, a predicted model, not a curated record